CCAGGCCGGGAUUUAGGUUCAGGCUUUAAUCCAGGUUUCACCAUUUCCUCUGCUAUGUGACGUCCAGCAGGUCACUUCACUCUCUGAACCUCGGAUUCACCUCCCUUGUAAAAUAGGGGUAAUAGAAACAGCGACAGCGCAAAAUUGUUGUGAGGCACAGAGAAAGGAAACGCUGGGUUCCAGGAUCUGGAUCUUCAUCUCCCUCACAGUUGAGGAACGGCCAAGGAAACAGUGAAUUUUCUUGAAACUCAGUUUUGGGAUGCCUUAGACAAUGAUGAAAUGAGCCCCUCUGCUUUUCUGGCGCUUGAAGACUUCCGGCCCGCAGACCGGAAGCACCUAGGCGGGGCAGUGUAUGUGUGUAUCUGUGUGUGUGUCAAGGCCACCGUGCACAGGAACCCGGAAGGCGGGGCUUGUGGUUGGGGAUGGUGGAGCCUAGGCGGGCCCUGCGCCCAGAGCUCUGUGGGUAAGGCCCAAGAUGGCUGCGUCCACUUAAUACCCGUGUGAGGCCAGCACGGACGUUUCCUGUCAUCUCCUGGGAGCCCACGUCUGGCCCUCACUCUGUGCUACUGCGGUGUGCUGUUGUAGGGGAGAGACUAGAACAAUGGCAGGCAGCCUCGCUGCGGGGGCAGGCAGGCACCUCUGGGGCUGGGUGCCCCGGGCCUGCAGAAGCUUUUCUUUGGGUGUUCCUGGAUUGUUACACGUAAGACCCACCCUUCCGCCCCCCAAAGUAGUUGAUCGUUGGGACGAGAAGAGGGCCAUGUUCGGGGUGUAUGAUAACAUCGGGAUCCUGGGGAAUUUUGAAAAGCACCCCAAAGAACUAAUCAGGGGCCCCAGAUGGCUUCGAGGCUGGAAGGGGAAUGAAUUGCAGCGUUGUAUCCGGAAGAAGAAAAUGGUUGGAAAUCGGAUGUUCAUUGAUGACCUGCACAACCUUAACAAACGCAUCAGCUAUCUCUACAAACACUUUAACCGACAUGGAAAGUACCGGUAGAUGAGAAAGCUGGGGAUUGUGGAAGAGACACAUCUAUCACCCGGGACAAGGGGAGUAGUACUUUUCCUUAUGUGUAAAGGGAUUUGUAUGCUCUCCAUAAUAAAAUGGGGCUUCUUUGGAA
Hipposideros armiger (great roundleaf bat) is the source of this 1109-nucleotide messenger RNA. RefSeq names its product mitochondrial ribosomal protein L51 (gene MRPL51). The coding region runs from base 602 to 988 and encodes 128 amino acids. NCBI's taxonomy places the organism in Eukaryota, Metazoa, Chordata, Mammalia, Chiroptera, Hipposideridae. Gene Ontology annotation, molecular function: structural constituent of ribosome. Gene Ontology annotation, cellular component: mitochondrial large ribosomal subunit. The record is from RefSeq and is a predicted model, not a curated record. Gene Ontology annotation, biological process: translation. The transcript is spliced from 3 exons.